UGGAUUGAGCGGCUGCCGGAAAUCGAAAGAAUCAGGAUACCUCGGUAUCAUUUCGUGAAAGGGCAGGCGCCGGACUACAGUACUCUACAACUGCACGUAUUUGUAGAUGCUAGCUCGAACGCAUACGGCUGCGUUGCAUAUUUCCGGAUUUUGAUAGCUGGAAAACCGCACUGUUCACUUGUAAUGGCGAAGUCAAAGGUAGCUCCGUUAAAGCAACUGACGAUCCCGCGCCUAGAAUUACAAGGGGCGGUUCUGGGAUCAAGGCUGAUGAACACCAUUAUGGAAACUCAUUCACUGCCCAUUAAGCAGCGGUUUAUUUGGACGGACUCUAGAACUGUUCUUUCCUGGAUUCACUCCGAUCAGCGAAAAUAUAAACAAUUUGUCGCGUUUCGGAUUGGAGAGAUCCAUACCCUUUCAAAACAGGGCGAGUGGCGCUGGUUACCUACUAAGCACAACGUGGCAGAUGACGUUACUAAGUGGCAUGCGGGACGGCGAUUUGAAUCCGAUACUCCAUGGUUCCAGGGAGCAACAAUCUUAAAUCAGUUCGAAGAAACAUGGCAGCAGCAACCACAAGUAGUACCGAACGUGUUGGAGGAAAUUCGGGCCGUUCAUUUGUUUCAUGACGUUUUAGUCCUGAAGCAAAUCGUCGAUCCUCUCCGCUUCUCUUAAUGGAAGGUUCUAGUUCGGACUGUGGCAUGUGCAUAUCGUUUCAUUUAUAACUGUAAGCGAAAGGUUGCAAAGCUGAGUAUCGAAGCACUUCCAGUAACAGAAAAGGUGAAGAAACUCGCGAAAGUGCAUCACUCUGUUGUCGCAGUACCAUUAAAGCGUGAGGAAUACCAGAAGGCUGAAUCCUACCUAUGGCGAGUGGCCCAAGCAGAGGUGUACGAAGAGGAGGUGAAGAUGCUCAUGAAAAAUCAACAACUUACUCAUACAGACCAUUAUCGACUAGAGAAAGAUAGCCAACUUUACGACAAGUCUCCCUUCUUGGACGAUAGUAACGUAAUAAGAAUGGAGGGAAGGACAAAAAAUGCUCCAUUCGUUCCGUUUGAGUUACGCUGUCCAAUCAUUCUACCGAAGGGACAUCGCAUAACUACGUUGCUAGUGGAAUAUUUCCAUCAGAAAAUGGGUCACGCGAACACCGAAACGGUUGUAAAUGAGAUGCGACAGCGGUUCUGUAUAAAGCAUCUCAGAGCAGAGCUGAAGCGCGUAGUAAAACUAUGUGUACGUUGUAAGAUCAGGAAGAGCAGCCCAGUGAUCCCAAGAAUGGCACCACUUCCGGUUCAGCGUAUUACGCCCUACAAGCGGCCGUUCAGUUUUACAGGCAUCGACUAUUUCGGGCCAGUGCUAGUGACAGUAGGACGUCGAACGGAAAAACGUUGGAUCGCCUUGUUUACAUGCUUAACGACGAGGGCAGUGCAUCUUGAAGUCGCUCACAGUCUAACGACGCAAGCAUGCGUUAUGGCGAUAAGACGGUUUACCUGCCGGCGGGGAGUUCCACUAGAAAUCUUUUCAGACAAUGGUACAAAUUUUAAAGGUGCGAGUAAGGAGGUUGUGAAACGGAUAUAUGCAGAUUGCGACGAGACGUUCACCGAUGCUACUACUAGGUGGAAUUUCAAUCCACCCUCAGCACCCCAUAUGGGCGGGGCGUGGGAACGAUUGGUACGCUCGGUGAAGGCAGCUCUCAGUGAGCUAGAUGAUGGGCGGAAGUUGACGGAUGAAAUUCUUCUUACCACGUUGGCGGAAGCAGAAGAUCUCGUAAACUCGCGACCGUUGACGUAUAUCCCUAUAGAGUUAGGAGCGGAAGCAGCACUAACCCCAAAUCAUUUCCUGCGCUCUUCUGUGGCGGGUGAUGUAACACAAUCGGUUCGAAAAAGCGAUCAAGCUCAAGCGUUGCGUGACUCGUAUAAGCGAUCACAAUAUUUGGCAGACCAGAUUUGGAAGCGUUGGAUCUCGGAAUACUUGCCAACACUGAACCAGCGAAGCAAGUGGCAUGACGAAUCAGAUCCGGUUGAAGUAGGCGAUAUAGUGUACAUUGUGGACGAGAACAGUCGUAAAGGCUGGGUUCGUGGGAUCGUUACUACCGUCUUCAAGUCGAAGGAUGGCCGGAUUAGGCAGGCAUUGGUAAGAACAACAAAAGGUGAAAUGAAAAGACCGGUGGCUAAGUUGGCGGUGCUUGAAGUGAGAGAGCGUAAAUCUGGCGUUAAGGCGGAGCCAACACCAGUGUUACAGGGCGGGGCUAUGUAAGCACCGCAGGGCAUAUUGGGCAUACCUGUUGUAGCACUACCUUGGGCCAACGCUUAGUCGAUCGCUGGACAAAAACAUAGCUGUCAAAGGGUAGCAUAGAGAAGGAAGAAAAAAGGUAAACAAGAAAAAGUGAGUCGAGAGGAUUAAAGUUAUUUGCAAGUGAAAAUUACUAAUAAUUUCAGUGGAUUGAAACAGUUUAUUGGCAGUGCAUUAAAGUUACAUUGUAAGUAAACAAUUCGAAUGUAAUUGAAGAUCUAUCUAACUAUCGCGGCAAAUUAGGCCCUACAGGUGAAUUACAUUCAGCCGCGUGCAAUUCGUCAGUGCCUGAAAGGAAAUACCGUAGGAUUGGUGUAGAUUGAGCCCGUUAUCUGAGUCGGUGUCGUAAGUCGAGGAAGGUUGAGACAUCAGGAUUAAUUUGGAGAGAAACUAUUCAUGUAAGCUGAAUUCAUUUGUAUACCACUAUAAAUAGAUAUAACAAGAAUAAUAAUUACAGUUUUAAGCUGCGCGAAUACGGCUGCUAUAAAAAAGGUUUGUGAUUAAUCCGAACACUCGGAAUGUACCAUAUCCCGGAAUAUCGUUUCCCGGAAUGUACCAUUUCCCGGAAUGUAUCAUUUCCCAGAAAACUGGUUCCCGGAAAAACCAUUUCGCGGAAUACCAUUUCCCGGAAAAUAAAAAAAACUCGUACCUCACCUACCAAACAUAUUUUUAGAAGACCUGCUAUGCAGCUAAUUGUGUUCUAGGAGAUUUUACCUACUUUUGAACAUGAAAAGUUGCUUGAAAAGAUUUUUAAUUUUUUUUCUUGAGUGGUUAUUGUGGUAAAAAAAAGAUAGCGACAAAAUUGCAAAACUGUCAUUUUAAAGAUUUAAUCUUUUCGAUUCCGCGGUGUUAUGAAAAUUUAUUUAAAUUGAUCAUUAUAUGAACAGCUUACGAAUGACUUUUGGUUUUGAACCAAAAAGAAACUUGGGAAGAUUUAAAAAAAAUCGAGUGGGGAAUAGAAAGCACCCCAAUGGAUGGGAUAUCAAAGAGUUAAAUGGGUACCAAAAUAGUAACAAAUACUUUCUAAUUUUCCCACCGCAGGUAGUGAAGGGGUGAAUAAAUUAAUGACCUUCUAAUUCCUGACUAACAGGCCCUAUAUUUUGGCUGAUAUUUGUUCCAAAUUUUGCGGAUUCUGUUAAAAUAGUAUAUUUUCAACUAUUUUACUAUAUUGAAUCGAUUGCGUCGCGUGUUAAUCUUCAGUGAAAAGCAUAAUACACCACUGUAGAAUUUUUAAGAUUUGGAUUUUUUAUUGAAAUAAAAUGAUAUAACAGAAAAUGGAAGGCGAACAGAAUACCUAAUUGUAUAUAUUAUCAAUUCUGUCCUAUUGUUUUUAGGUAAACUCCAAGCGUACUAAAAACGCGUUUUUUUCAAAUCCACUUCAAACCAUGAGCUUUGAAUUAUUCACAGCAUACUCUAAAUUAUUUUCUCCAGUGACGUACGAAGGAUAUAAGUUAAUAAAUGAUGUCUGUAUCGAUUUUCUUAGCUAUUUUCGGUAAAUUUAAGACUAAGAGAAACGAAAGCAAUGAAAUUGAAAGACGGAUAGAUAUUCUGUAAAUGUUAGAGUGUUGAUUUUAAUUAUAUUUUCAGCAUUUCGCGUAAAAUAAAAAUAGCGAAAAAAAAUCCUACGUAAGUCACUUCCCGAUCAGAACAUCAUAACAGAAAGCUAUCAAAUUUAUAUCUCAUGUUGAUAUAUAUUACUCUCUGUGUUAUCUUUAUGAUAUACCGAUCAGGAAUGCAAGAAAGCUUAUAUCAAGAUUAUAUCUUCUGGUGCUAUCAUUGGAUUAAUAAUAUGAUAUUAAUGUACGCAUACAACGAUGAUGUUGCAGUAAGUUAUAUAUUCUUUCACAAUUAUCUUUGAACGCUAACGGUUAUACAAAUAACAGUAUAUUAUUUGCUUAUACACUGAAGUCUCUUUUUAUGCGUCGUAAUUCAACUUUUUGAAGCGAAUUUUCGAAGUUUUUGAUUUAUUUUGAUCUGGAUUUUUAAAAUUUCGCGUUUUGAGUAUAGUUUUAGAUGCAAUUGGUCGGAGAACUUGUCAGUGAGGGGUUUGAUUGACUUACUUGGUUGCAAUUGGAUUAAGAGAUGACAUUGCCUAUUUUCUGAGACACUCGUCUGACACAUAACUUCGAGUAGGAGGCGUAUGAUUUAAAUGUUAAAGCCAUUAUCAUUAAAAGCUUUGGAAUCGUGAAGUUAUCAAAGAACUUUUCUAAAGAUUAUAAUUUUCCCAUAAAACUUAUUUCGAAGAAUAUGCAGGAAGUAUCAAGCAGUCCAGAUGAAAUAAAGAAACGUGAAUUGAAAUCAAAAAGCAUUUUAAAACUAGUUUUUAUGGCUUAGUCUAAUGAGUAUAUAAUUAAUUUUCCUCUAAUCUAUGCUGCAUAUUGCGAAAACGAAUUUUCAGGUCACAAAAACCUAUCUGAUAUAUUAUACUGAUCUCCAAAAUUUUCGUAAUGUAUUUUGAGGAUCUUGAUAAGACUUUCAGCGCUUUUUUCUCCAAUUUAUGCAGGUUUUUAUGAACACUUAAACCUUAUCCAGUUUGUGGGUUUCUAGUUUGUGCGUUUUUUGAAUUCCUAAACUAUCGCGACUUUUUUAUUUUAUCCUCCGCAUAA
Molecule: messenger RNA, 4886 nt
Organism: Topomyia yanbarensis
Lineage: Eukaryota; Metazoa; Arthropoda; Insecta; Diptera; Culicidae
Exons: 2
Coding region: 901-2244 (447 amino acids)
Biological process (GO): DNA integration
Molecular function (GO): nucleic acid binding
Source: RefSeq, a predicted model, not a curated record